AUGGCGACAGCUGGUGGCACAGUUCCUGGACUGGGACCAGUGGCUAACUACUACUACGACUACUACAACUACUUCUACUACGAUGAUUACAGCUUUGACUACUACUAUGACUACUAUUACUCCAACUACUUCUACUACGAUGAUGACAGCUUUGACUACUACUACUAUGACUACUAUUACUCCAACUACUUCUACUAUGAUGAUGACAGCUACUACUACUACGACGACUACAACUACUUCUACUACGAUGUUUACAGCUAUGACUACUAUUACUAUGACUACUUCUACUACUACAAUGAUAGCUACUACUACAGCGACUACAACUACUUCUACUAUGACGACUACAACUACUUCUAUUAUGAUGACUACAGCUACUUCUACUAUGACGACUAA
Messenger RNA from Amphiprion ocellaris (clown anemonefish), 393 nucleotides. RefSeq names its product hexamerin-like. Bases 1 to 393 code for a protein of 130 amino acids. The record is from RefSeq and is a predicted model, not a curated record. Lineage: Eukaryota; Metazoa; Chordata; Actinopteri; Pomacentridae. The transcript has 2 exons.